This is a messenger RNA of Exophiala spinifera, 2817 nucleotides long. RefSeq lists its product as uncharacterized. Gene Ontology annotation, molecular function: nucleic acid binding; zinc ion binding. The transcript has a single exon. Lineage: Eukaryota; Fungi; Ascomycota; Eurotiomycetes; Chaetothyriales; Herpotrichiellaceae. The record is from RefSeq and is a predicted model, not a curated record. Bases 1 to 2817 code for a protein of 938 amino acids.
AUGGCCACAGAAAAUGAGAAGGGUACUACGAGAAAGUCUGAACGCCGAAGCCGUCGUUCGCGACAACAACAUGGUCUUCCCACACCUGAUGGCACUCCGGCGCCUGAAACUGGUAGAAUCAUGGCGGAGAAAGAGCGCGAAGAGCGCGAAGAGCGCGAGUCAACCCGUGUUGGCACAUUAUCUGCAAUCAUUGAAACUCCACAUGAAGUUCUCUUGGCUGCCCCAUCUGGGGCUCCUGUCGAUAAUGGAACACAGAAUCACCAAGCUGCGGACGAGACCGCUCUUGUGCCGACGGAAGAACAAAUCUCACUUGUGCAACAUGUGGAGAACUGCGAUCCGCAGGAUUACCAAAAGAUGUUUGGAUUCAAACCGACGGGGAAUGUUCGAAAAGACAAGGAAAAUAUGGUGAAUUUAUUCCGCCGUCAGGGGUCUCGACUCCAUCCCGAUUUCAAUAAGGCUAAAGGUGCUGACCAAGCAUUUGAGAGUGAGUUUGGCCAGAUGAGCGAUACAUAUAUCACUGAUUUGCUUCUAGUCGCAUGUCGGACAGCUGAAGAGCACGAUGUUCCUGACGAUGAAAUUGACGAAGUAAGGACAUGGGAUGGCGAGGAACUUCCCGAACUCCGUCUGAGCGACGAUGGUAAGUGGACAGAGAAAGCUGAUGCCACGGACGGUGUGGAAAUCCCGGAGCCUACUGAAGACAGAGUCCUUUAUGCAGCUCUCAACAUGAAGGGGCCGGCGUUCCAUUGGUUCGAACCAAUCGUGAUGGACCAUUUGACCUCACCGGAGGCCCUGAAGGAUGACGAAACCAAGGAAAUCUUCGCCAGUUUCAACGUCUUCGUGCAGAAGUUGAAGCAAAUCUUCGGGACUCCAGGGGAAGAACAGGCCGCGUCACAACGUAUUCACCACCUCAAGCAGACCGGGUCUGCUGCCAACUACUACGCUCUCUUCAAGAGGCUGGAAGCAAAAUUGGACUGGGAAGACAACGCGUACGCCGCCGCAUACUACAAUGGUCUCAUUGAGAUCGACAACUGGCUCUACGAACGAAGGCUCGAAAAGAAAGGAUACCGAGGAAGAACUGGCGGCCCAUUCAACGGAAACAAGGGCAGCAGUCGAUCUUACGGGGAUCCGAUGGACCUUGACGCAAUGGAGCGAGGCCGGUCCUCACGACCGAAGGGCAAGUUCCAGCGCAAGGGGCCAUCCAACAAGGAGCGAGAGCGACGAAAGAAAGAAAACCUGUGCUACAACUGUGGUAAAUCCGGACAUCGGGCUAAAGAAUGUGGUACAAAGCCCUUGGGACUGCACAUGAUGCAAGCGAGAACCGGUGCAGGAGAAAAAAAGGCCGACACUCCUGCGAAGAUAUGGAUGAAACGUUUCGGGGAGGGAGUUGCAGAAAUGAGUGCCAUGGUUCAGACCCGAAAAGCUGAAUUCCAGGCAGCUCUUGAGUCCUCCGACGAAGAACCCGAGCAAGCUAGCAACGUUUCAAAAGCACAGAAGGGGAUGCCCGAAGGGACCCAGACGGAGGGAGCGACUCCGGGACCACCUCCAAGAACGGACGGUGAAGAGGUUGCCGCGAUCGCAGGGACCUUUCCUAGCUCACGGGAGCAGGAUAAAGAAGCCGAAGAGACAACAGAUAAACAUUCGUUCAUGUCUUGGUGUUUCCGUUACGAGGACGGAUGCGCCAUCCACCACCCUAACACCGGGGACUCAGGAUGGUUUCCUUCAAGGAACAAAGACAAAAGUCCGCGGAAACCACGUGAGAGACAGAUCGCCAACUGGGAUGAAGAAGAUAUCAUCGACCACAUGGGAGAAAACAAGUACCUUCUAGGAAUUAUGCGCAUCGGAUACGGAGUUGCAGAAGUUGAGACGAAGUACUGGUCCAAGGACAGCGAGGGUCGAACGAUCUUCGAUCCUGACUGUAAGGACGCUCCACGACAGGGACCCAAGGUUGUGGUUCUGGAGAGAUGUUUCGGGUGUUGGGACAGCAAGACACAUACUCACGACUCGGGCGGGAGACGUUAUGACUUCCCGUUCGAAGACAAGGACGAGCUCCUCGUCGACGAGUUUGACCUUGACAUCGCGGAACUCUACCGGAUCACGCACAAGGACCACCAGGCGGUUAUGGCCACAACAAGCUAUUGGAUACAGGUUGACGGGAAACCCAUGUUUCGCCCGUUCAGCGCAAAAAGAGUGGAGCUCCGUACGGUACAAAUGAGAAUCUGCAACGACCAUGAAUGCGAAGACGAAGGAGAAGGAAAACAUACCCACGACAUUUGGGGGAACACACAGCUACAUGUGUUCCUAGACGAAGACGAGGACGAUGACAUGCCCAGCAGCGGCAAGAACGACGAAGGGUGUACGAGUGCCACACCCAGAGAGACAGCUGCAUACCGACACGCGAACAAAUAUCGAGUAGUAUCGAACCAUUGCAACAUUGCGGUACUAGAAACACAGUACUGGGCAACACGGCCAUGUGAGAGCUGGUGCUUGCCAGGUUGCAAAGGAGAUCACAAGCGGUUCAACCCUUUUGGAGACCCAGAAAAGAAAACGGAAAUGGUUCCCAUUAUCGCGUGCGACGACUGGGCUUGCCAUGACUGGCCCCACUCGCACGACGUACUAGGGUUGGACGAAUUCGUUCCCAUUCGAAGGAAAGAUGAGGAAGCAGUGUCUGGAGGAAACAGAAAAAGACGCCGUGUUGUUCCAUGGUUACAGUCACGCGGCUAUCCUUACGAGACACUGGUCCUACUACGAAGAACCUAUCCAGGGAACGCCUCGCGUCAACAACGGAUUCCGUCUGGACCCAGGCGUUACCCAGACUGA